AUCAAUGAAAGGACAUCAAUUCAAAUCCUGGAUUUUCGAAUUGAGAGAGAUAUUGAGAGAGAUUAAGAAUUCUCACUAUUUCUUAGAUUCAUGGACCCAAUUCAAUUCAGUGGGAUCUUUCAUUCACAUUUUUUUCCACCAAGAACGUUUUAUAAAACUCUUUGACCCCCGAAUUUGGAGUAUCCUACUUUCACGCAAUUCACAGGGUUCAACAAGCAAUCGAUAUUUCACGAUCAAGGGUGUAGUACUCUUUGUGGUAGUGGUCCUUAUAUAUCGUAUUACCAAUCGAAAUAUGGUCGAAAGAAAAAAUCUCUAUUUGAUAGGGCUUCUUCCUAUACCUAUGAAUUCCAUUGGACCCAGAAAUGAUACAUUGAAAAAAUCCUUUUGGUCUUCCAAUAUCAAUAGGCUGAUUGUUUCGCUACUCUAUCUUCCAAAAGGAAAGAAGAUUUCUGAGAGUUAUUUACUAGAUCCGAAAGAGAGUACUUGGUUUCUUCCAAUAACUAAAAAGUGUAUCAUGUCUGAAUCUAACCGGGGUUCGCGGUGGUGGAGGAACUGGAUCGGAAAAAAGAGGGAUUCUAGUUGUAAGAUAUCUAAUGAAACCGUCGCUGGAAUUGAGAUCUCAUUCAAAGAGAAAGAUAUCAAAUAUCUGGAGUUUCCCUUUGUAUAUUAUAUGGAUGAUCCGAUCCGCAAGGACCACGAUUGGGAAUUGUUUGAUUGUCUUUCUCUGAGGAAGAGGCGAAACAUAAUCAACUUGAAUUCGGGACAGCUUUUCGAAAUCGUAGUGAAGCACUGGAUUUGUUAUCUCAUGUCUGCUUUUCGUGAAAAAAUACCAAUUGAAGUGGAGAGUUUCUUCAAAGAACAAGGGGCUGGGUCAACUAGUCAAUCAAAUGAUAUUGAGCAUGUUUCCCAUCUCUUCUCGAGAAACAAGUGGGCUAUUUCUUUGCAAAAUUGUGCUCAAUUUCAUAUGUGGCAAUUCCACCAAGAUUUAUUCGUUAGUUGGGGGAAGAAUCCGUACGAAUCGGAUUUUUUGAGGAACGCAUCGAGAGAGAAUUGGAUUUGGCUAGACAAUGUGUGGUUGGUAAAUAAGGAUCGGUUUUUUAGCAAGGUACGGAAUGUAUCGUCAAAUAUUCAAUAUGAUUCCACAAGAUCUAGUUUUGUUCAAGUAAUGGAUUCUAAUACAAGAUCCAUUCGUUCUUUUUUCUCUGACAGAUGGUCAGAACUUCAUCUGGGUUCAAAUCCUACUGAGAGGUCCACUAGAGAUCAGAAAUUGUUGAAGAAACAACAAGAUGUUUCUUUUGCCCCUUCCAGGCGAUCGGAAAAUAACGAAAUGGUUAAUAUAUUCAAGAUAAUUAAGUAUUUACAAAGUACCGUCUCAAUUCAUCCUAUUUCAUCAGAUCCGGGAUGUGAUAUGGUUCCGAAGGAUGAACCGGAUAUGGACAGUUCCGCUAAGAUUUCAUUCUUGAACAAAAAUUCAUUUUUUUACUUAUUUCAUCUAUUCCAUGACCGAAACAGGGGGGGAUACACAUUACACCACGAUUUUGAAUCCGAAGAGAAAUUUCAAGAAAUGGCGGAUCUAUUCACUCUAUCAAUAACCGAGCCGGAUCUGGUGUAUCAUAAGGGAUUUGCCUUUUCUAUUGAUUCCUGCGGAUUGGAUCAAAAACAACUCUUGAAUGAGGUAUUUAACUCCAGGGAUGAAUCGAAAAAGAAAUCUUUAUUGGUUCUAUCUCCUAUUUUUUAUGAAGAGAGUGAAUCUUUUUAUCGAAGGAUCCGAAAAAAUGGGUUUCGGAUCUCCUGCGGGAAUUAUUUGGAAGAUAGAAAACAAAAAAACGAUACUCUGAAUCAUAGAACUAUAAGGAAAUAUACGAUCAACCAACAUUUAUCGAAUUUGAAAAAGAGUCAGAAGAAAUGGGUUGAUCCUCUUAUUUUUCUUUCUCGAACCGAGAGAUUCAUGAAUCGGGAUCCUGAUGCAUAUAGAUACAAAUGGUUCAAUGGGAGCAAAAAUUUCCAGGAACAUUUGGAACAUUUCGUUUCUGAGCAGAGGAGCCAUUUUCAAGUAGUGUUCGAUCGAUUACGUAUUAAUCAAUAUUCGAUUGAUUGGUCUGAGGUUAUCGACAAAAAAGAUUUGUCUAAGUCACUUCGUUUCUUUUUGUCCAAGUCAUUUCGUUUCUUUUUGUCCAAGUCACUUUCCAAGUUGCUUCUCUUUUUGUCUAACUCACUUCCUUUUUUCUUUGUGAGUUUCGGGAAUAUCCCUAUUAAUAGGUCCGAGAUCCACAUUUAUGAAUUGAAAGGUCCGAAUGAUCAACUCUACAAUCCCUUGUUAGAAUCAAUAGGUCUUCAAAUCGUUCAUUUGAAAAAAUUGAAAGCUUUCUUAUUGGAUGAUCAUGAUACUUUCCAAAAAUCGAAAUUCUUGAUCAAUGGAGGAACAAUAUCACCAUUUUUGUUCAAUAAGAUACCAAAGUGGAUGAUUGACUCAUUCCAUACUAGAAAUAAUCGCGGGAAAUCCUUUGAUACCACGGAUUCCUAUUUCUCAAUGAUAUCCCACGAUCAAAACAAUUGGUUGAAUCCCGUAAAACCAUUUCAUAGAAGUUCAUUGAUAUCUUCUUUUUAUAAAACAAAUCGACUUCGAUUCUUGAAUAAUCCACAUCACUUCUGCUUCUAUUGUAACAAAAGAUUCCCUUUUUAUAUGGAAAAGGCCCGUAUCAAUAAUUCUGAUUUUACAUAUAGACAAUUCCUCAAUAUCUUGUUCAUUCACAACAAAAAAUUUUCUUUGUGUGUCGGUAAAAAAAAACAUGCUUUUUUGGAGAGAGAUACUAUUUCACCAAUUGAGUCACAGGUAUCUAACAUAUGCAUACCUAACGAUUUUCCAAUUCGAUCCGAUCUAUUCGUUCGUAGAACUAUUUACUCGAUCGCAGGCAUUUCUGGAACACCUCUAACAGAGGGACAAAUAGUCCAUUUUGAAAGAACUUAUGGUAAACCACCUCUUUCCAAUAUGAAUCUAUCUGAUUCAGAAAGGAAGAACUUGCAUCAGUAUCUCAAUCUCAAUUUCGGUUUGAUUUACACUCUAUGUUCUGAGAAAUAUUUACUAUCGGAAAAGAGGAAAAAACGGAGUCUUUGUCUAAAGAAAUGCGUUGAGAAAGGGCAGAUGUAUAGAGCCUUUCAACGAGAUAGUGCUUUUUCAACUCUCUCAAAAUGGAAUCUAUUCCAAACAUAUAUGCCAUGGUUCCUUACUUCGACAGGGUACAAAUAUCUAAAUUUUCUAUUUUUAGAUACUUUUUCAGACCUAUUGUCAAUACUAAGUAGCAAUCCAAAAUUUUUAUCUAUUCUUCAUGAUAUUAUGUACAGAUCAGAUAUAUCAUGGCGAAUUCUUCAGAAAAUUUUGUAUCUUCCACAAUGGAAUCUGAUAAGUGAGAUUUCGAGUAAGUGUUUACAUAAUCUUCUUCUGUACGAAAAAACGAUUCAUCAAAAUAAUGAGUCACCAUUGAUAUGGACACAUCUGGGAUCGCCAAAUGUUCGGGAGUUCUUCUAUUCAAUCCUUUUCCUUCUUCUUCUUGCUGGAUAUCUCGUUCGUACACAUCUUCUCUUUGUUUUUCGAGCCUCUAGUGAGUUACAGACAGAGUUCGAAAAGGUCAAAUCUUUGAUGAUUCCAUCAUACAUGAUUGAGUUGCGAAAACUUCUGGAUAGGUAUCCUACAUCGGAACCGAAUUCCUUCUGGUUAAAGAAUCUCUUUUUGGUUGCUUUGGAACAAUUAGGAGAUUCCCUAGAAGAAAUAUGGGGUUCUGUUUCUGGCGACAACAUGCUAUUGGGUAGUGGUCCCGCUUAUGGGUUCAAAUCAAUACGUUCUAAGAAAAAAUAUUUGAAUAUUAAUCUAAUCGAUAUCAUCGAUCUCAUAAGUAUCAUACCAAAUCCCAUCAAUCGAAUCACUUUUUCGAGAAAUACGAGACAUCUAAGUCAUACAAGUAAAGAGAUCUAUUCAUUGAUAAGAAAAAGAAAAAGGGUGAACGGUGAUUGGAUUGAUGAUAAAAUAGAAUCCUGGGUCGCGAGCAGUGAUUCGAUUGAUGAUGAAGAAAGAGAAUUCUUGGUUCAGUUCUCCACUUUAACGACAGAAAAAAGGAUUGAUAAAAUUCUAUUGAGUCUGACUCAUAGUGAUCAUUUAUCAAAGAAUGACUCUGGUUAUCAAAUGAUUGAACAACCGGGAGCAAUUUACUUACGACACUUAGUUGACAUUCAUAAAAAGUAUCUAAUGAAUUAUGAGUUCAAUACAUCUUGUUUAACAGAAAGACGAGUAUUCCUUGCUCAUUAUCAGACAAUCACUUAUUCACAAACCUCGUGUGGGGCUAAUAGUUUUCAUUUCCCAUCUCAUGGAAAACCCUUUUCGCUCCGAUUAGCCCUAUCCCCCUCUAGAGGUAUUUUAGUGAUAGGUUCUAUAGGAACUGGACGAUCCUAUUUGGUCAAAUACCUAGCGACAAACUCCUAUGUUCCUUUUAUUACGGUAUUUCUGAACAAGUUCCUGGAUAACAAGCCUAAAGGUUCUCUUAUUGAUCUUAGUGACGAUAUUUAUGCUAGUGCUAGUGACGAUAUUGAUGCUAGUGACUAUAUUGAUGCUAGUGACGAUAUCGAUUAUGACCUUGAUACGGAGCUGGAGCUGCUAACUAUGGAUAUGAUGCCGGAAAUUGACCCAUUUUCUAUCACCCUUCAAUUCGAAUUAGCAAAAGCAAUGUCUCCUUGCAUAAUAUGGAUUCCAAACAUUCAUGAUCUGGAUGUGAAUGAGUCGAAUUACUUAUCCCUCGGUCUAUUAGUGAACUAUCUCUCCAGGGAUUGUGAAAAAGGGUCUACUAGAAAUAUUCUUGUUAUUGCUUCGACUCAUAUUCCGCAAAAAGUGGAUCCCGCUCUAAUAGCCCCGAAUCAAUUAAAUACAUGCAUUAAGAUACGAAGGCUUCGUAUUCCACAACAACGAAAGCACUUUUUGACUCUUUCAUAUACUAGGGGAUUUCACUUGGAAAAGAAAAUGUUCCAUACUAAUGGAUUCGGGUCCAUAACCAUUGGUUCCAAUGUACGAGAUCUUGUAGCACUUAUCAAUGAGGCCCUAUCGAUUAGUAUUACACAGAAGAAAUCCAUUCUAGACACUAAUACAAUUCGAUCCGCUCUUCAUAGACAAACUUGGGAUUUGCGAUCCCAGGUAAGAUCGGUUCAGGAUCAUGGGAUCCUUUUCUAUCAGAUAGGAAGGGCUGUUGCACAAAAUGUACUUCUAAGUAAUUGCCCUAUAGAUCCUAUAUCUAUCUAUAUGAAGAAGAAAUCAUGUAACGAAGGGGAUUCUUAUUUGUACAAAUGGUACUUCGAACUUGGAACGAGCAUGAAGAAAUUAACGAUACUUCUUUAUCUUUUGAGUUGUUCUGCCGGAUCGGUCGCUCAAGAUCUUUGGUCUCUACCCGGACCCGAUGAAAAAAAUGGGAUCACUUCUUAUGGACUCGUUGAGAAUGAUUCUUAUCUAGUUCAUGGCCUAUUAGAAGUAGAAGGCGCUCUGGUGGGAUCCUCACGGACAGAAAAAGAUUGCAGUCAGAAUGAUCGAGUGACGUUGUUUCUUCGGUCCGAACUAAGGGAUCCUUUAGAUAUGAUGCAAAAUGGAUCUUGUUCUAUCCUUGAUCAUAGAUUUCUCUAUGAAAAAUACGAAUCGGAAUUGGAAGAAGGGGAAGGAGCCCUCGAUCCGCAACAGAUAGAGGAGGAUUUAUUCAAUCACAUAGUUUGGGCUCCUAGAAUAUGGAACCCCUGGGGCUUUCUAUUUGAUUGUAUCGAAAGGCCCAAUGAAUUGGGAUUUCCCUAUUGGGCCGGGUCAUUUCGGGGCAAGCGGAUCAUUUAUGAUAAAGAGGAUGAGCUUCAAGAGAAUGAGUCGGAGUUCUUGCAGAGUGGAACCAUGCAGUACCAGACACGAGAUAGAUUUUCCAAAGAACAGGGAUUUUUUCGAAUAAGCCAAUUCAUUUGGGACCCCUCAGAUCCACUCUUUUUCCUAUUCAAAGAUCAGCCCUUUGGCUCUGUGUUUUCACAUCGUGAAUUCUUUGCAGAUGCAGAGAUAUCAAAGGGGCUUCUUACUUCCCAAAUGAAUCCUCCUAUAUCUAUAUUUCAACGCUGGUUUCUCAAGAAUACGCAAGAAAAGCACUUUGAAUUGUUGAUUAAUCGCCAGAGAUGGCUUAGAACCAACAGCUCAUUAUCGAAUGGAUCUUUCCGUUCUAAUACUCUAUCCGAGAGUUAUCAGUAUUUAUCAAAUCUGUUCCUAUCUAACGGAACACUAUUGGAUCAAAUGACAAAGACAUUGUUGAGAAAAAGAUGGCUUUUCCCGGAUGAAAUGAAAAUUGGAUUCAUGCAAGAGUAGAAAGAUUUCCCAUUAGAUAGAGAAGAUCACCAAGAUUUCGUGAUCCGCUGCCGAACUUAUUCCAAUUCCAAGAUCUCGGAUCGAAUUAAUAUUGAUCCGAGAUCUUGGAAUUGCUCAUUCAAUGAGCAUUCUCAAUAUUAUGCCUUGAAGAGGACUCGAACCUCCACGCUCUUGAGCACGAGAUUUUGAGUCUCGCGUGUCUACCAUUUCACCACCAAGGCAUCUUGAAAGUGAUUCGUAUUCCAUGAAUAUGAUAUCUAUCUAGUGUGAUGUAUGGAAUAUAUAACAAAGGUGGAGUGUUGGAGUAUUUCUAUUGAUCGGUCAUAUAGGCCAGGGUCGGACAUCCAAUUGCUUCGAUUUGAAUUAUCCGGAGGAUACCUUAUCCUUAUAUAUAUCAAAAAGAUGGAUAAUCAACCCUAUUUUUCGAUUCAAUAGAAGCCUAAAGAGAUGAAUAGGGUCCCAAAUAACGAGAGAUGUAAAAAGCGGGUCCGAUUUCGCCUAUUCCUAAUCCUAUAUGGAAUGGAACGACGCGGGGAUCCAUAUGUAAACAUAGUAUCUAUUUAGAUACGCUCGAAUGACCCCUUCUCAUAAUGAGCAUGUAUAUAACCCUAUUCUGGUCCGGUAUGGAAUGAACUUAUAAUCAUGGAAUCGACUCGAUCAUCAGAUUCUAGAUUAUAAGUUCAUAACCCUAGCCCAUUCCCAUUUUGGGCGGAACAGAUCUACUAAAUUCUUUGAUUCCAGUUAGUAAGAGUAAGAGGGAUCUUAAACUAAGAAAUAGACUCUAGAAGCUAAAAAAGGGUAUCCUGAGCAAUUGUAAUAAUCGGGUUCAUUGAUAUUCCUGGUAUAGUAGAUGCUAUCACACAUAGGGCGCGAAGAAUAAGACUAAAAAGGGGUUAUUUGCUUUAUUUUUCAUCUAUCUUUUUUUUUUUCAAAAUAGAAUUAUAUAUAAUUCUAUUUUGUAUAAUUCUAUUUUGAAAAAAAAAAGAUAGAAUAAAUUCAAAAGAGAAAUCAAAUAAUAAGAUUCAGUUAUCAAUGGAAACGGAAA
This is a messenger RNA of Amaranthus tricolor (Joseph's coat), 7409 nucleotides long. Its product is annotated as protein Ycf2-like. Gene Ontology annotation, molecular function: ATP binding; ATP hydrolysis activity. The record is from RefSeq and is a predicted model, not a curated record. Bases 5 to 6364 code for a protein of 2119 amino acids. The transcript has a single exon. NCBI's taxonomy places the organism in Eukaryota, Viridiplantae, Streptophyta, Magnoliopsida, Caryophyllales, Amaranthaceae.